AUGAACACGCCUCGCACAGGCGAGAGCAUGCGCGAGUAUGAGAAUCGGCGGCUGUCGGCGCGGCGGCAGAAGAUGGUUUAUUCCGUGGCGGUGCAAGUGGCUGUGGGGGCAGAUGGGCUGAUUUUGGAUGUGUCCGCUGGGCCUGGGUCGCUCACUGAUAGUGACGUGCUGUUGCAGUCCCAGCUCAUAGCUGCUCUCGCUGGCGAGGCAGCAGCAGCAGCAGCACCGCAUUCGUCUGUAAACCUAGCGGAUCUACCUACCGAGUUGCUGGUGCGGCGCAAGGGCAGCAUUCCCAUACCUGACAACAUUGAGCAGCUACAGAGGGCACUAGAUGGCAUGCGAGAUGAUGCGGGGCGCGGACGAGUGGGAGAGGCACGGCCGAGGAAACGGGGCCGGCCGCCUCUGCAUGCGAGAAGGGUGAUUCGGGAGGAGAGCAGGAGCUGGUGGGCGGGCGAGAGGGAGAGGAGGGUGGAGAUGGAGAGAGUGGGCGCUGCGGCACUGGAUGGGGAGGGUGGGAGUGGGGGGGGUUCUUUGGGAGGGGAUUUCGGGACAGGCAGAGGCAGGGGUAGGGGAGUGGGGAGGGGUGGGAGUGGGGGAAUAGGGAGAAGUGAGUUUGUGGAAGGGGAAUUUGAGGGGAAUGAUGUUGCUGACAAGGGUGGUAGCGCUGGCAGAAGUGGCGGUGGUGGCGGUGGUGCUGGCAGUGGUGGUGGUGACGGCGGUGGUAAACGGCUGACUAUAUUGGAGAGGCUGGGGAGGGAGAGCAUGUUACCUGGUGAUCAGCUACAGUAUAAUCAAGGGGUUGAAAGGGCGGUGGCAGUGGCGCGCAAUGCAGUGCGCCGGCUGCGGAGCAGAUGGAAACUUUUAAGUAAGCGCGCUGAAACUAAAGUGGAGGAAUUGCCGGAGAUUGUGGGGGCGUGUUGUGUGCUGCAUAACCUGUGUGAAAAGCGGGGGGAGCGGUAUGACGUGGCGUGGGAGGAGGGCGUGGGGAAUGAGGAGGAGGACGCUGACGAGGCAGCCAAAUCAGCUGCUGAGUUGGCGGAGGAGGAGGAGGUGAGACGAGCAAGCAAGAGAGCGAGGAUGGGAGGGGAUCGGGGUGGGGGACAGGCAGAAGCCGCUGUGGGGCCUGGAGAAAGGAGUAGAUUGAGAGUGGUGGAGGAGAUGGGGCGAAGGAAGUGUGGGGGAACGGUUUCCCCCCUCCCCCAUGCGCUCUUCGUCGCACAACCCCGUCACUGCUACGUGAGAAUCUCUGCUCGUCUUUCAGUAUCACCACGUUCCCUUCCCCCACCUGACCUUCCCCUUCCCCCCGCGUCCCUCUCCCCCCUUCCCCCACAACGCGCGUCUCACCCCGUACCGGAGGAGUCCUGUGUGGAGCUAUUGGAGGUCUUACCCGACGGUGCGCUCUCAUCAGUCCGUCCCCUCCUCCCACGUCUGCAGUACGUGGGGAGGGACAUGCUAGCAGUGCUGUCGGAUUUGGACAAGCUCUCCAUUCCAUGCCUCCUACCCAUGCCUCCUACCCAUGCCUCCUACCCAUGCCUCCUACCCAUGCCUCCUACCCAUGCCCUCCCUCCCCGCCGUGCGCAGUACGCGGGGAGGGACAUGCUAGCAGUGCUGUCGGAUUCGGGAAAGCUCUCCAUCCUGGCUUUCGAUCCCGAUCUCAACAGAUUCGUUGCCCUGCGACACGUGGCGCUUUCCGACAGGCCGCGGCCGCUGCAGUCCUUUGCGCCUCGAGAGCUUGGGCGGUUGCUGGCCGUACACCCAUUAGGCAGGGCGGUGGCAGUGGCGGCAAUGGAGGGGCGAGUGGCGGUGCUGCCGGUGCUGCACUCCCACACGUGCGACAGGCUCAUUGCCAAGGUGGGACGGGCAUGGCAAGGCACGCAGUAG
Messenger RNA from Closterium sp. NIES-65, 1881 nucleotides. Lineage: Eukaryota; Viridiplantae; Streptophyta; Zygnematophyceae; Desmidiales; Closteriaceae. The record is from the annotation of a GenBank genome assembly.